Molecule: messenger RNA, 2510 nt
Organism: Schistocerca nitens (vagrant locust)
Lineage: Eukaryota; Metazoa; Arthropoda; Insecta; Orthoptera; Acrididae
Exons: 9
Coding region: 548-2377 (609 amino acids)
Molecular function (GO): protein binding
Source: RefSeq, a predicted model, not a curated record
GGGUUGUGGGAACAGAACAUAGCCGUGAUAUACAAGUAACGAAAAUAAAUUUUCGAAUAGUGACAGUGAGAGGUGUGUGUUGGUAGUAAUUUAAAGUGUGUAAUAGUCGUUCAUUCCGUUGUGACAGGUUGCCGUGUUUUCUUUUUUUACUCCGCCCGGUGUGGUGCUCGCAAUUGUGUUAACCGUUUAUUAAAUACAAAAUGUUUCUGAAAUAAAUACAGGCUUGCUGCCAUCCCCAGCUGCGUUUUCUGCAUCCUGCUUUUACAUGAUUAUAUACUAAUGUUUAACUAAAUACUAACGAGAAAACUGUACCACAGCAACUAAAAAAAAUUAUGAAAAAUCCCGUACCAAACAAGAAUUAAGAGUUUGAGGGAUACGCAGUAUUAUGAAAAAACUUCCCGUUCCCGGUGAUGUAGAGGUGAUAAAGUGAUUAAAGAAGAUGAUGAAAACAAACUCUCACAACCACAAACGUGCGUCAUUGUACCAACCAGUGUAAUAUUAUUUAAUCCAUAAAACUUGAAGUGACGGUGCUGCAACAACUCUGGUCAUGGCCUCUUAUCCGACGUAUCAAGAGAACUCCAGUGCCAACGGUGGAGUUGCCAGUGGUGAGAGUCCAGCUCUUGAAGAAGACAGACAUAAUCCAACAGCAGAUGGAAACAGUUCUGUGUGUUACUGCACAGAGUCUAAUGAAACUGGUGGGAUUAAGGGAGAUUCUGAGGCAGCCGGGACAAAAACUGCGGAGGAAUCGGAAAAUGAGUGCACUUCUGAGACUGGCAGCAACGUGGCCACCUAUCGUGCGAGCAUUCUCGACUUGCCGGAUGAGAUUAUGAUAAAGAUCAUGUCGUACCUGACCUUCAGUGAGCUCUUAGACGUAGUGCAGAAAGUGUGCUCACGUUGGAAGUGUCUGUCCCAAGAUGCGGAAUUGUGGUACGACAAAGUAUACGUUGUCAGGAGCUGGUGCUGCAGCCACUCCGCCACUCGAAGGGGCGACAAAACGGACCGGGAGGCGGUGCAGACGCUCUACAAUGCGCCCAACCUGCGCACGGUGCUCAUCCAGCGGGGAGCCAAGUCGAGCGUCUUCCGCGCGCUCUACACCAACUGCCGACAGCUGACCAACCUGCAGAUUGGUGCCACGCAGAAACUGAGUUACUCGGUGAUGAAGAGCCUGGUGGAGAAGUGCUCGAAGAUCCACACACUGCGGAUCUCGAACCACCUGCUGCAGAGCCCGAAGUUCGUGGAGGCGCUGUCGCAGUUGCAGCACCUGCACUGGCUGCAGCUGGAGGAGUAUUCGGCGACCGACCGGCGCGUCCUGCUGCGCCCGCUGGCCGACGGCUGCCCGCAGCUGUCCGAGGUGGACCUCGGCCACAUGUACUACGACUUCGAGGACCUCGCCUACUUCCUCAAGGCCAAGAGCCGCAUCCUCAAGUACCUGGGCGUCCGGUGGUCCAUGGAGUCGAGGAGAUGUAUCGUCCCACUGCUAACAGUGUGUGCAGACACCUUGGAACGCCUCGAGCUUUACCAGUACGACGUACCUCGAAAUGAGGCGCGUGAGGCAUUCGUUGCUCUGGGCAAGCUUCAGAACCUGCAAGAGCUCACUUCAAUGUCCUUGGACUCAUCUUUAACAGGAAUUGUUCCUCUGGCAUUCAGGGAUGGAGGUUUGUCAAAGCUGAAGCUGUUGGAUCUGUGGGACGGAUACGGCCUGGAAGACGAUGCUGUAGUCGCUAUAUCCCUGGGAUGCCCUGUUCUGCGGGAGCUGAGGCUGCGUCACGCUAUUCGGAUUUCUGAUGCAGCAUUUUCGCAGAUCCAUCAUCUCAAAUGCUUGCAGCUCCUGGACCUGUCUGCAUGUGAAGGCCUGGGUGGUGCCCUGAUGCCGUACCUCGCGCGGCUUCCAGUGUUGCGUGCGCUGCUCAUGGAGGAGAUGAACUUGUCGCAACUCCAGCCGGGCCUCGCCUGCAUCCUCGACCUGACCAAUCUGCGCUGCCUCAACCUCAACUCUUGCAACGUCCGAGCUGUGCCCUUUGCCAAGUUCCCUGACAGGCUGAUAAACCUCAGGAAGCUACAUCUAGAGAACAGCCAGGGUGAUAGAAGCGUCGUGGAAGAAUUGCACGAGCGAAUGGCCGAUCUGCAGAUUUUUGGCAUGGUGCGUGACGAGCCUCCGUCGGUGUUCUCUGAGAGCGACUUGAGUGACGACUCCUCCGAUUACGAUGACGAUGACGAUGAUGAUGAUCAUGUGGGUGGAGGGAACGGAGCGGCUCCAGGUGGUGGCAACGCAGCCGGAAACUACAACUCUGAGAAUUACUGCGCCGGCGGUGCCUGCAGCGACAUUGAAGACGUCGACGUCUCGCUCCUGUUUCUGGAGAAUGGGGAGCUCGAGUGAUCCAGCAUUGAGAGUGACCCUGAAAUUUCACAUUUGAAGAAUAAACGAAUGUUGCAUGUGUGAUUCAGAAUAUGAAAAUUCUCACUACAGUGUGAAAUGCUCUGAUCUUUGAUGAAAUUUGUUACCUGAAAGA